This is a messenger RNA of Paramuricea clavata, 411 nucleotides long. The record is from the annotation of a GenBank genome assembly. NCBI's taxonomy places the organism in Eukaryota, Metazoa, Cnidaria, Anthozoa, Malacalcyonacea, Plexauridae.
AUGCGUCCCGAUCUUAUGAAGCUUUCCCACAACGACCCUAGUUCCGGGCAUAUGGCAGUUAAUCGUUGCGUUGAGCGUCUGCAACAACAUUAUUACUGGCCUGGAAUGGCCUCAGAAGUGCAACUGUGGAUCGCAGAAUGUGAAAUGUGCAACCGCCGUAAGUCUCCUGUGUCAUCCCGUAAAUCACCCAUGAAAAGCAUAAAGGUUGGUCACCCAAUGGAAUUAUGGGUAAUGGAUAUCUUGGGCCCACUUCCUCUAACUGCACGGGGAAAUCAAUACAUCUUGGUGAUGUCUGACCACUUUACCAAGUGGGUAGAGGCGGUGCCGCUAGCUAACCAAAGAGUCGAUACCGUAGCGAAAGCUUUUGUUGACGAAGUUGUGACUCGACACGGUGUUCCUCGUAAAUUCUAA